Molecule: messenger RNA, 520 nt
Organism: Papilio polytes (common Mormon)
Lineage: Eukaryota; Metazoa; Arthropoda; Insecta; Lepidoptera; Papilionidae
Product: zinc finger CCCH domain-containing protein 18-like
Exons: 3
Source: RefSeq, a predicted model, not a curated record
AUAAUUUGUUCAGAGACUGAGUGUGUGUGAUGUUGCAUAUUUAUAUUUUCCUUAUGAUCUAAUUUGUUGUUUUCAGAUUCCUUCACCCGGGGGUGACAGACAAAGGCAACUACAAUAUGUUUGAUGUGGUCCGCGGAGUUCCCACGGGGGCUCCGUACACAGCGCCUCCCAGAGACGUCGCUCCACCAGAGUCAGCCUGGGAAAGAGGAUUACGGACUGCUAAAGAGAUGCUGAGGAUAGCGAACAAGCGCAAGGAGCAGGACAUGGACUUCGAGGAGAAGAAGCUGCACCUGUCGGUGGGCGGCGUGGUGCACGACCCCGACGCGGAGCUGGCGUACGCCGCCGCCGCCGUCGGCGCCUCCCCGCCGCACGACGCGCCCGCGCACCGCGACACCGACAUCUACAGCCGCGCGUACGGGCCGAUGUACCGCGGGCGCUACCCGCGCGCGGCGGACGAGCGCGAGCGCUACUACGCGCGCGAGCGCAUCUACGACUCCGAGCGCAUGUACGAGCGCGCGCC